AUGGACGUCUCCUACGUUUGGCUCCUCACUGCGUCUCUGAUGUUGUUCCACCAGAACCAAGCCUCCGGCGUCUCAGUCACGAGCCCCACAGCGAAGGAGGGCCCCCUGGUGCAGCUCAACCACACGGCCCACCGGCGAGAGAAACGCUGCUCCUGUGAGAACCAGAAAGACAAAGAGUGCAUCUUCUUCUGCCACAUCGGCAUCGUCUGGGUCAACAGCCCGAGCCGAGUGGUUCCGUACGGAUUCGGAUCAGUGCGACUCCGCAGGCAGCUCAGACGCUGCUUCUGCACAAACACACAGGACGACAAGUGUAUGAGCUUCUGCUCGGUACACACACAAACAGAGUGAGGACACA
Messenger RNA from Platichthys flesus (European flounder), 355 nucleotides. RefSeq lists its product as uncharacterized. Gene Ontology annotation, biological process: regulation of vasoconstriction; vein smooth muscle contraction; intracellular calcium ion homeostasis. Gene Ontology annotation, molecular function: endothelin B receptor binding; hormone activity. The record is from RefSeq and is a predicted model, not a curated record. The transcript is spliced from 3 exons. The coding region runs from base 1 to 348 and encodes 115 amino acids. Gene Ontology annotation, cellular component: extracellular region. Lineage: Eukaryota; Metazoa; Chordata; Actinopteri; Pleuronectiformes; Pleuronectidae.